AUGGCUCAUGGUAUAUCAGAUCCUGAUUGUCGAAAGGAGUACUUUGAUUCACGAAAAGAACUCAAUGCUCAUUUGGACCAGUUAGCUCAAUGGAUAAAAGAAAGCCAGCAUUUCAUUGUGUUUACAGGCGCCGGAAUAUCCACGUCAACUGGAAUUCCUGAUUUCCGCAGCGCAAUGGAUACUGUUUUGCCUACAGGACCAGGUGCAUGGGAAUUAAGAGAUAACAAAAAAUUUCGACCAAAUUCAGCUAAUGCCAUUGAUGAUAUGCAGAAGGCCAUACCAUCACCUUCUCAUAUGGCUCUUGUUGAAUUACAACGACGCGGGAUUUUGAAGUGUGUCAUUUCGCAAAAUUGUGAUGGUUUACAUCUACGUAGUGGUAUGAAUGUAGAACAUCUUGCUGAAUUGCAUGGCAAUAUGAAUUUGGAAAUAUGUCAGAAGUGUCAAGCGAGAUAUUUACGAGAUUUUGAUACAGAUAUGGAUCAUCCAAGACAUUAUACUGGUCGUCAGUGUAGCAAAACUGAUUGUCGUGGCCGAUUGAAAGAUUCACUCAUACAUUUUGGUGAAGAUCUACCAGCCGAUGAAUUAAAAAAGGCGUUCGAUCAUGCAGAAAAGGCAGAUGUGUGUCUUGUCCUCGGUAGUAGCUUAACAGUGACGCCGGCUAGCGAUGUGCCACGUCGUGUAGCAAAACGCAAGCAAAAGCUGAUCAUUGGCAAUCUUCAACGUACACCAUUAUAUACGCGAGCAACAUUAAAUAUACAUGCCUUUAGCGAUGUAAUUAUGAAAGGUGUAAUGAAACGAUUGGACAUACCGAUUCCACCGUAUAUCCUUCGACGACGUGUUCAUAUCACAUGUCAAAGUAAUAAUCAAACACAAAAGUCGACCGUUCUUAUCGAAGGUCGUGAUCCGGAUAAUUCAGAACUUCCAUUUUCACUCUUUCAAUCGAUUGAUAUGAGUAUUGGCAAGAAGAAAAAACACGUGUUAACCGAAGAACCGUUUACCUUCGAAAUAUCCGAUAAAAAUAUUCAAUCGAUCGCUAUCCAACUGCAUUUCUUCGGACAUUACAAUGAAAUUCCAUUUACACUUGAUUAUAUCAAUGUAAAAACUAUUCCACCAGAAGAACAGUUCUAUCUGUUCUACAAUCCAAUGAGUGGCAUCUGGCGAAAGACAAUUGACGAAACUGACUUACCUAUUUGA
Adineta ricciae is the source of this 1194-nucleotide messenger RNA. Lineage: Eukaryota; Metazoa; Rotifera; Eurotatoria; Adinetida; Adinetidae. The record is from the annotation of a GenBank genome assembly.